Salvia miltiorrhiza (redroot sage) is the source of this 1093-nucleotide messenger RNA. Its product is annotated as probable serine/threonine-protein kinase WNK11. Gene Ontology annotation, biological process: protein phosphorylation; intracellular signal transduction. Bases 165 to 1064 code for a protein of 299 amino acids. Gene Ontology annotation, cellular component: cytoplasm. The transcript is spliced from 2 exons. Gene Ontology annotation, molecular function: protein serine/threonine kinase activity; ATP binding. NCBI's taxonomy places the organism in Eukaryota, Viridiplantae, Streptophyta, Magnoliopsida, Lamiales, Lamiaceae. The record is from RefSeq and is a predicted model, not a curated record.
UCAUAAUCAAAGUAUAGUUGAAUCUCUCUCUAUCUAUCUCUAUCUCUCUCUAUAUAUAUACAUCCAUAUAUGUGGCCUCACUUCGUUGAUGGUUUGCUUCCAAGCAAAUUUCUUCCUCAGCAAUUAAUAUUACUCAUCAAACUACACAAGAUUAAAGGGGAGUGAUGGGUCCAUCAAAAACAAAGAGCCACGGCGGCGGCGACGAAGAAGAGAGAGAGGAGUUCGUGGAGGUCGAUCCGUCGGGGCGAUUCGGGAGGUACGACGAGCUACUCGGGUGCGGCGCCGUGAAGAAAGUCUACCGCGCAUUCGACCAGCGCGAGGGCCGCGACGUGGCGUGGAACCAAGUCCGCCUCCGCAACUUCUCCGCCGAUCCCUCCGUCAUCCUCCGCCUCCGCUCCGAGAUCGACCUCCUCAAGUCCCUCCACCACGACAACAUCAUCCUCCUCUACCAUUUCUGGAACGACCCCGACCACAACACCUUCAACUUCAUCACCGAGGCCUGCGCCUCCGGCAACCUCCGCGACUACCGCCGCAAGCACCGCCACGUCUCUCUCAAGGCCCUCAAGAAAUGGGGGGUGCAGAUACUCCGCGGCCUGCACUAUCUCCACACGCAUCGCCCCUGCAUCAUCCAUCGCGACCUCAACUGCAGCAACAUCUUCAUCAACGGCAACGUCGGCAAGGUCAAGAUCGGGGACCUCGGGCUGGCGGCCGCCGUCGGGGAGAGCCACGCCGCGCAUUCCAUGAUCGGGACGCCCGAGUACAUGGCGCCGGAGCUGUACGAGGAGGAGUACACGGAGCUCGUGGAUAUAUACUCGUUUGGGAUGUGCGUGGUGGAGAUGGCGACGUGCGAGAUACCGUAUAGCGAGUGCGAUAGCCUCGGGAAGAUAUACCGGAAGGUCACGGCCGGGGUGAUGCCCCGGGCCAUGGACGACGUCGAGGACCACGAACUUAGGGCGUUCGUGGAGAGGUGCGUUGGGCGGCCGAGGGCGAGGCCCUCCGCCGCCCAAUUGCUGGAGGAUCCGUUUCUUGCUGAUGUUGUUGCUGGUGAUGAUGAUGAUAUAUAAUAUGCAUUCCUUAUGAAUUAAUACAAAAA